AUGAACAUUAUUGUUGACGAUAAAUUUAUCUCAACACAGUUAAAGCAGUUUUGGGAAUUAGAAGCACUGGAAAUUGAACAUGGGAAGGAAAGUAGUGAAAUACAUAAUGAUAUUUUAGAGAAUUUUGACAGAACUAUCAAAUUUAAAGAAAAGCGAUAUGAGGUUAAAUUCCAAUGGAAUGAAAAUUCGUCUGAAUUAAAAAUGAAUUACGUAAAUGCAGAAGCUCGCCUUAAUAAACUGGUUAAAAGGUUGGCAAAUGAUCCACUACUUCAUAAGCAGUAUCAGUCAGUUAUAAAACAGCAUUUAAAAAUGAAUAUAGCUGAGGAAAUUAAUCAAAGUUCUGAAGAAACAGGAAGAAUUUAUUACAUGCCUCAUCAGCCAGUUACUCGACCUGAUAAACCCUUAAGAAUUUUAUUUGAUGCAUUCAGCCAUUCGGAAAACGAAUAUUCUUUAAAUGAUUGUCUCUAUUUCGGUCCUAAUUUAAAUUCACCGUUGUUAAAGAUAUUAAUGCAGUUUCGUACACAUAAUAUAGUACUUACUGCUAACAUAGAAUACACCUUUCUCCAAAUUUCUCUGUCACCUGAAGACAGGGAUGCUGAAAAAUUUUUGCGGGCAAAUGACCUUACAGAUAAAGACGGAAAACCUAACACGAAA
This is a messenger RNA of Stegodyphus dumicola, 654 nucleotides long. RefSeq lists its product as uncharacterized. The record is from RefSeq and is a predicted model, not a curated record. Lineage: Eukaryota; Metazoa; Arthropoda; Arachnida; Araneae; Eresidae.